Molecule: messenger RNA, 1092 nt
Organism: Fulvia fulva
Lineage: Eukaryota; Fungi; Ascomycota; Dothideomycetes; Mycosphaerellales; Mycosphaerellaceae
Product: Alcohol dehydrogenase
Exons: 3
Coding region: 1-1092 (363 amino acids)
Molecular function (GO): zinc ion binding; oxidoreductase activity
Source: RefSeq, a predicted model, not a curated record
AUGGCGACGAAUGGUACUCUUGACGGUAGCCUGCCAGAAAGUCAAAAAGCAGCGCAGUUCAACCCAGUCGACAAAACGGUGGCACUCAAUACUAUCCCAAUCCCUACAAUUAAACCCGACCAGAUCCUGGUCAAAAUCAAGGCUGCCUCACUAUGCCACAGGGACUUGAUGCUGUUCGAGCCGAACGAGCAAGGGCUUGUCAUAGGAGAGGUAGAGCCCUUUACCAUGGGCCAUGAAGCUUGCGGCACAAUCGUCGAGUCCGGCAACGAGGUUCACGGCUUUGAGAAAGGAGACAACAUCAGCUGGCUUCCCAUCGUCGACUGCUGCUACGACUGCGAUGCUUGCCAGAUUCAGCCUCUCUACUGCGAACUGGGAACUGCAAACGUUCAGGGCAUGAGUGUAAACGGUUUCUUCCAGGAGUACGCCGCCAUUCACUGGCGUAAUGCUGCCAAGAUACCGGAUGGCAUGGACUUGACCACUCUAUCGCCAAUGUCCUGCGCAGGCUGCACGGCGUUCAACUCUGUAACGGAGACUAUCGCCGAGUUGAAGGGUGACCCAUCCGAAACUUGGGUCGCUGUCGUGGGAUGUGGUGGGCUUGGACAUCUGGGUAUCCAGUACCUCAAAGCUUUCGGCUACAAAAUCAUCGCCGUGGACAUCUCAGCAGAUGCCCUAGAAGAGGCCAAAGCACAAGGAGCAGACCACGUCUUCAACUCCAAAUCCGACACCGACUACAUCCAGCGAGCCCGUGAACUGACAGGUGGCAAAGGAUGUCACGCAGCCAUCAACUACACGAACCCGGCUCCCGCUUACUUGGCAACACAACAGCUGAUCCGAUACGGAGGCACUCUCAUGGUGACUGGAAUCCCACAGAAACCUCUCCAGUUCAACGCCAUUGACGUCUCAAUGAACCGUAUCAGGAUCAAGGGCUCUCACAUCGGCGUCAAGCCCGGACUAGAGAAGUGCCUGGGGUUCAGCCAUAAGCACGGCAUCAAACCACACGUGACCAAGUUCAAGCUGGAUGAGUUCCCGAAGAUGUUGGAGCCCAUGCAGAUGAAUCAGCACAAGGGACGGAUGGCGGUGGUUUUUGAUUGA